CUGGGGGUGGGGGAAAUUAAAUGUUGCUUUGGGCCCCAAAAGGCUCGUGAACGGCACAAGACAAUUUACUGUUAUAAAGUAUAGAAAGGAGAGAGGUUGAAGAUCUUUUCCUCAUGAAAUGAAUUAUGUGAUGGCAGCAAUAUAGCAAUAACAUCGUGUUUGAACUACUUACUGUAUGUAGAUAUGACUGUAUCCAGUCUCUGAAUAAUGGCUCGACACUCGGAACAAUUUAUUAUGUAACCAUUUACCCCAAGCGUAGAAAGCCGGUGCACCAUGUCCCACCCUCUCUUUCCUCCCUCUUUUUUUCGGCGUGUUUCAGAAUGGCUACUCGCAAGGAAACACCGUCGACACCAACCGCCCCGAUGGCUUCCACGUCUCCGGGAGCGACUUUAGAUUCACCUGUGAAACAGAUUCAGAUCGAAGGGCUGGUGGUCCUGAAGAUGAUCAAACAUUACCAGGAGGAGGGUCAGGGCAGUGAGGUGGUUCAGGGUGUACUACUGGGCCUGGUAGUGGAGGACAGGUUAGAGAUCACCAACUGUUUCCCCUUCCCUCAACACACCGAGGACGACGCCGACUUCGACGAAGUCCAGUAUCAGAUGGAGAUGAUGCGGUCUCUUCGUCAUGUCAACAUUGACCAUCUUCAUGUGGGCUGGUACCAGUCAACCUAUUAUGGAUCAUUUGUCAGCCGGGCCCUGCUGGACUCUCAGUUCAGUUACCAGCACGCCAUCGAGGAGUCUGUCGUUCUCAUCUACGAUCCCAUUAAGACCGCCCAGGGCUCCCUGUCCCUGAAGGCUUACAGGUUAACGCCCAAACUGAUGGAGAUCUGCAAGGAGAAGGACUUCUCAGCCGAGGGAUUGAAGAAGGCCAUGAUUGGUUUUGAGCACAUGUUCGAGGAGGUUCCCAUCGUGAUCAAGAACUCCCACCUGAUCAACGUUCUGAUGUGGGAACUGGAGGAGAAGUGUACUGUGGCCGACAAACACGAACUGCUCAACCUCUCCAGCAGUAACCACCUGGAGAAGUCUCUGCAGCUCCUGAUGGACAGAGUGGAUGAUAUGAGUCAGGACAUUGUCAAGUAUAACACCUACAGCCGUAACCUCAGCAAGCAACAGCAGCAGAAACACCAGUAUAUCCAGCGGCGCCAGCAGGAGAAUGCUCAGAGACAGACCAGAGGAGAGACUCCUCUACCAGAGGAAGAUGUCUCAAAGAUGUUCAAACCACCACAGCCCCCUCCUCGCAUGGACACUCUCCUCAUCGCAGGACAGAUUAACAAUUACUGCCAGAAUGUGAAGGAGUUCACCUCCCAGAACCUCGGCAAACUGUUCAUGGCCGAGGCUCUUCAGGGACACAACAGCUAAAGGAGAAGACUGGAGGAGGAACCGAAACACACAGGAGAUAAACCCCCCUUUCACCCAAUCAGAAUGAUCCAUACAGGGCUGUGUUCUAAAUGGUACCCUCUUCCCUACUGGUCAAUACUAGUACACUACUGGUCAAAACUAGUACACUACUGGUCAAUACUAGUACACUACUGGUCAAUACUAGUACAGUACUGGUCAAAACUAGUACACUACUGGUCAAUACUAGUACACUAUAUAGGGAAUAGGGUGUAAUUUUGGGAUGCAUCCUAUGAUUGGAGGAUUGAUGUGAUGCUGUUAGAUUUGUUAAGAAAUUAAAAUAACGACGUGACCAACAUUAUUAUUCAUUAUUAAGAGAACAUGUUCCACGUUCUCCAAAAGAUGAGUUAUUUGAUAUUAUUGUAACUUUUAAUAAACAUCUUUGCGUCUCCUCACA
Oncorhynchus kisutch (coho salmon) is the source of this 1788-nucleotide messenger RNA. Its product is annotated as eukaryotic translation initiation factor 3 subunit H. Gene Ontology annotation, cellular component: eukaryotic translation initiation factor 3 complex; cytoplasm. The coding region runs from base 321 to 1355 and encodes 344 amino acids. The record is from RefSeq and is a predicted model, not a curated record. The transcript is spliced from 8 exons. Gene Ontology annotation, molecular function: protein binding; translation initiation factor activity; metallopeptidase activity. Lineage: Eukaryota; Metazoa; Chordata; Actinopteri; Salmoniformes; Salmonidae.